AUGCGAAGCACACAACUUAGUGAAAGUCUAAAUGGAACAUUAAGGGGAUAUUUGAAAGGUGAUCAUAACAUUAUUCAAUUUUUUACUCAUUUCAAUCGGAUUGUUGUAGAUAAGCGGUAUGAGGAAAUUUCUGCAAUAUAUGAUUCUAGACAAAAGUUGCCAAGAAUGAAAUUGAAAAAGUUUUCCAUUUUAAUCCAGGUUGCGAGUUUGUACACCCCUCCUAUCUUUGAUUUAUUUCAUUGUGAGUUAGAUACGUCCCUUUGUUGUCAAGUGAAGCAAGUCCACGAGUUAGAAGGAGAAGUUAAGUGCGUGAUUGGCUUGUAUGGUAAUGGUGAAGAGUAUAUUGUGGAGGGUACAGUAGAAGUUACUGGGCUAAGAGGAGAAAAAAGCUGUCAAGAAAUACAUUGUACUUGUAAGAAAUUUGAGAACUUUGGAAUUUUAUGUAAUCAUGUAAUCAAAGCACUUGAUAGAAUGAAUGUUAUGAAAAUUCCCGAAAGGUAUAUAUUAGGCCGAUGGAGAUUGGAUGCAAAAGUUGAACAGAAAAAUAUUGUAGUGGAUGAGGAUGAUCCGAAGUUGUUAAUAUUAGCACGUUAUAGAGAUCUUUGUCCAAGAAUGGGGAAACUAGCAACUCAAGCAUCUAUGCACAAACCUGCGUAUCAAUUGGUUGAUGAAGGAAUUAAGGAAUUGUGUGUAAAAGUAAAUAAUAUAAUGAAGGGAGUUGGAAAUUUUGGUACCAAUGAAUUGGAUGUGGAUGACCCCAACUUUGCACAAGUUAAGGGCAUAAAGAAGAAAGAUGUUGGACACAAAGGGAGAGGUAGAUUAAAACCUUGGCAUGAGAUGAUGAAUAAGAAGACAAAAGUUGUUUCACAACCUACCCGCCUUAGUAAGACUGUUGGUCAAUCAAGCAACACUACAAAUGUUCAAAAUUCAUCCUCAAGCCAACCACAGACUAUUGGUCAAUUAAGCAAUAUCACAAAUGUUGAAAAUUCAUCUUUAAGUCAAUCACAAGAUGUUGGGAGUCUCUAUUGGCCACAAUUGAUAAAUUAUGGGUAUAAUCUUCUCACACGUGAUACUAAUUCAUACUUACCAAGAUAUCCACAAUCACAACCUUUGUCUUUCCAAGCAUCACAAAGUCCACAAAGUUCUCAAGGAAUAUCACUUAAUCUAGUGAGGCACAAUCUAAUGGAGACCGAAUUUAGAAAUGAGAGUUCUUUUGAUUUUUCUAUUUAUUCCCAACCGUCUCCACAAAAGUGA
Molecule: messenger RNA, 1254 nt
Organism: Camellia sinensis
Lineage: Eukaryota; Viridiplantae; Streptophyta; Magnoliopsida; Ericales; Theaceae
Source: RefSeq, a predicted model, not a curated record